This is a messenger RNA of Columba livia (rock pigeon), 4322 nucleotides long. RefSeq names its product ring finger protein 141 (gene RNF141). Gene Ontology annotation, biological process: protein autoubiquitination. The record is from RefSeq and is a predicted model, not a curated record. The coding region runs from base 929 to 1663 and encodes 244 amino acids. Gene Ontology annotation, molecular function: ubiquitin-protein transferase activity. The transcript is spliced from 6 exons. NCBI's taxonomy places the organism in Eukaryota, Metazoa, Chordata, Aves, Columbiformes, Columbidae.
AGGAGCACACAACUGGCAGAUACGGGAUGGGCUGUAUUUGAGGGGCAAAGGUGGUGGGUGCUGUUGGGAAGUUGUUCUUCAAUGCAUCUUGUAGGUGUGUGCUCGCCAAGUGUGAGGCCUAGGUAGCAGCAGACGAGAUGAUUGUGGGAUAAUGUGGAAGGAGAAAAGUGACUCGAUUGGGAGCACAUGUGUCUGGGAACAGAAUCUGGUCAGAAUUCAAAUGCUAAAUUGGAAGUUUAUUUUCCUGGGUUAAAUACUGGCUGGGUAGGAUGCUCUGAUAUGACCUCACUUUAUGCAUGCCGUGUUUUUGUUACACCAUGGCAGCUGCACACCAUGUUCCUGGGUGGGUUUAUGCCCAAAUGCAGUUAUACCUUCAGUCAGAAUGGAGUUCUGUUUCUCUGUGAUGUCUCAGAAGGUGUUUGUAAUACACCUAGUAUCAGUUUAUUCCAUAUUUAAGGUUGAUAUUCUGCAAUUAAUUUGCAAUUGCAGACCUCUGUCUGUAGAAGUCUUAAAAGGAUAUGAAACUACUGGUUUGCAUUACAAGCAACAAACUCUGUACAGGCAACAUUAGUUUGUAUGCUCUUGCUCUUUCAAGACAAAGCAAAAAGAAAUGUUGGGGGAAUGUCAAAUGAGAGGGAUCAAGGGGAGGAAAUGGAUAAAGAUUCAGAAUCAUAAGUCAUAGGGUAGGUCCUUAUGCAGACUUUGGGGGAAAAGGUAUGAGUGUAUAGAAAAGGAGAGAUAAGUUGAAGAUAGAGAGUUUUGAGCAAGUCAGUUCAGUAAUACAUCCUGAAGCUGAGUGUUUGCUGCAAAUAGGGAGAUUUCUAAAUUGGUUUAUACCGACAUGGAUUCCAUGGCUUACCAGUUAAAUAAUGCUGUGAGAGUUCUUGUGAUCUGCCAAUGUCAGUCUGAUCAGAGACUACACGAGUGAAUGAGAACUUCUUUCUAUGGAACUGAGGUGAAGAACUUCACCAUGGGUCAACAAAUUUCAAACCACACACAAACCGUAAUCAACAAGUUGCCCGAAAAAGUAGCAAAGCAUGCCUCUUUGGUUCAAGAAAGUGGUUUCCUAACAUAUGAAGAGUUUCUGGGAAGAGUAGCUGAACUUAAUGAUAUUACUGCAAAUUUGGCUUCUGGACAAGACAAACAUCUGUUAUUUGAAGUGCAGCCUGGUUCUGAUUCUUCUGCGUUCUGGAAGGUGAUCGUUCGGAUAAUAUGUACUAAAAUAAAUAAAACAAGUGGCAUUGUGGAAGCUUCCAGAAUCUUGAACUUGUAUCAGUUCGUUCAACUGUAUAAAGACAUCACCAAUCAAGCAUCAGGAGUUCUUGCACAGAGUGGUGCUUCUGAAGAAGCUGCUGAGAGUUUAAUGUCUGUGUCAUCUUGUCAGGCCAGCUUGUGGAUGGGAAGGGUUAAGCAGUUGACAGAUGAAGAGGAAUGUUGCAUCUGCAUGGAUGGGCGUGCUGAUUUAAUUUUGCCGUGUGCUCACAGUUUCUGCCAGAAAUGCAUUGAUAAAUGGAGUGAUCGUCACAGAAGCUGUCCUGUCUGCCGUCGGCAAGUCACUGGGGCAAGUGAUUCUUGGGUGGUCUCAGACGCGCCUACAGAAGAUGAUAUCGCUACUUACAUACUUAACAUGGUAGAUGAGGCGGGCCAGCCUCACAGACCCUGACCCUGGCCAACAAGCUGAUCAUAGCAGAAGCACCAGAAGCACUCGUUUUCACCAACGUCUGGUUUUACCUCUCAUUGCCGUUCUUCCACAGUCUGUCUCUUCUCUUCCUGGCUGCUGCAAACCUACACUGCUCUUUUAAAACACAGGGUAUAUAAGACAGUGUAUGUGCGUGCAGUCUUAGUUAUUAAUCUGUACUUUCAGUAAACUCUUUGAUCAUUAACAAGGUUUAUUUUAGCAACAACUUUUGAUAUUUAUUAACAGUUCGACUACUAGAUGAAGCAAUUUCUAACAGCACAACUACAACUGCUAACUGCUGUUUGAACAUCAGUGUACUGCUACACAAGAUGAACCAUGUCAGAUGGCUUGACCUCAGAGUUCUUACCCUUAAAUGCAUUCCCUUUUACUUUUGUGACAAAUGUGAAUAAAGAUGAGUUAACACUAGUGAUUAUUAAUUCGAAAUUUUACUGCUGAAACUUGAAGAUGUCCCACUGCCUGUUCUUCAGUAGCCAGUUAUUGCUGCUUUUAGUGUUUACAGAUACUGAUUUCAAGCUGAUCUGAGUUUUAGUAUUAAUUAUUUUAAAUCUGUUUUGGAGAGUGUAGGCAGCUCUGUAAAUGUACUCAUGCACUUCCUCUUAUUCUUCUAACAAUAUUAUCUCUUAGAAUAUUUUUUUAAACAUGAUACCUAGCAUAGUCUUAUUAGCUUGGAAACCUUAAACAGUUUCAUAUACAAUCCUAAAAGAAGUAAAUCAAUUUCUUUAUAGUUUUUUUGAUCAAGAACAGCCAAAAUUGCUUUUAAACAUUAGACAUAUCUGAAGAGAACAAUUUUAUUUGCAUUAGAGUUAAGGUGUAGCUUAGUCAGAUGCUGUGGUUUUAUCUGCUUCUCUUGAGUUUUCGAAGUGAUGAAAUCAGAGUUAUAAGGCACACUAAGAGUUAUGAGAUUAUAAUCUAAGUAAGGGUGCUGUGCUUUAUUUUUAAAAGUGCAAUAUGCUUUUAUGUAGCAGAAAGAAACUUCUACUUUAAUAAUGUUGCUUGCAGUGAGAUGCGCAUGUGAAAACUUGGGAAAAGGGAUAUCAUAACUGGAAUGCGACUGUAUUUCUGUGUCUAGCAGAGUAAAAUCUUUAAAGAGCUGAGUUUAGUCUAAAAUAAAAUGUUAGUAUUCAGGAAACCCAUCUUAAGCCUCUUUUGCAUAAAUAGUGUUAUGGAAAUCAACUGCUAUUUUAGAGAGUUAAUUUUUUUUCAUAUAUAUUAACAAAUACUACUCUUUUAGCUUGAGGCUACUGAGUGAGAAAUAUUCAAGUGUAAUAUUUCAGGGAAUAUCAGCAUAAAUCUUGCUUACUGUAAGACUGUAUUUUUAAUUAGCAUACUUGUUAAAAUUCGUUGAUGCCAUAAGGCUAAGGCCUUUUCUCACAGACAGGUUCUGAACUAAAAGGCACGUGCCUAUGUAGAUAGAUAUGCACAUUUGGGUUAUUUUUCUUCAUUUGCUACAAAAUAAUUUAAUUAUUUUAGGGACCAGAUCUUGGGAAUUUCUCACUAAUACUUAAGGAACGUGCAUAGCAUGUGCCACCUAUUUGAGCUUGGCUUAUGGCACAGUUGUCAAUUUUAUCAUAGGCAUUAAGACAGAUAAGCAAUGAACUCUUCUUGUGUGUAUCAUCUAAAAGCCAGUAUGGCUUAGUGUGUAAAUCUGUAUUUAACUAUUGAAAAAUCUUUUUAUGAACAUAUAUAGCUUAGAACUAAUUUUUUCCCUUUGUUAAUCCUUUGAUAUCAACGAGAUACUCUUCAGAAAAUACGUGGUUUGUUUGGUUGUAUAAAGGCAGUUAUUAUUUGGGCUGAAAAUUGUUAAUGGUCAGGGAUUUUCCACUAAAACAUUUGCAGAUAUUCCUAGUCACACACCAGUUUGGUUUCUUCUUGCUUUUCGAGCUUGCACUAUUCCAUGUUCAGAACUUUAAAAUAACCUUUGAAUUUUUUAAAUUUUUUAUAUCACUGGAACAGAAAGAGCAUCUAAAUUAAAGCUUCGAGCUAACUUUAUUUUUCAAGUAUUUCAAGAAUUAUACUUCUGGACUGAGAUUUUAUAAGUUGAGUGUCUGCUGAGAACUUACAUGACCUUAAAAUGUAAUUUUGUAAAGAUGCAAAAGGGUUGUUAAUUGCAGCACAAUGACACUUGCAAUUACAGUAUAAACUAAUGAAAAAUUAUUUAAAUAGUGAAAAAGUAAACUUUGUAUUCUGUACAGCUUUUUUAAAUUAAGUUGCUGUAAUUCACACUGCUGUGAUGUAGGUACUGUAAUGUGUGCCUUGUAAAAUACAUGUACUGUAUGUUUUACGGGAUAAUAGGUAUAUUAAUACUGAAAAACUAGUAAUUUGGUACUGGUUGGUAUUAGCUGGUCUGAAGUGCUGCAUUUAGCAAACAACUGUGGCAAAGGAAUCACAUUGGCAGGGACGUGGCGAUGGGUUCCAGAAGCUAGGCCCUGAAAAUGUGAAUUCCUGCAAAUGGCUGGUGGUGGGGGCAUUAGAAAAACUAAACUUUCUUGUGGUAAGUGAAGAUUUCUUACAGGUUUAAUGUGAAAUUGUAAUUUAGGCAUUAUAGAUUGUAUUAAUAGCUAAGGGCAUUCCAGUAUAUUAAACCUUGUGUAUGAACUGUGCAAUAAAGUUACUUUGGAAGAAA